Messenger RNA from Serpula lacrymans var. lacrymans S7.9, 1182 nucleotides. RefSeq lists its product as uncharacterized. The transcript is spliced from 3 exons. Bases 1 to 1182 code for a protein of 393 amino acids. NCBI's taxonomy places the organism in Eukaryota, Fungi, Basidiomycota, Agaricomycetes, Boletales, Serpulaceae. The record is from RefSeq and is a predicted model, not a curated record.
AUGCCUCCCCGAACACGACCUAUACGCACCGACAGUGAUGACGCAGUCGACCACGCACCAGAUCAGGCUUGUCCUCCUGCCGCACCCGUGUUCAACGCAAAACGCAAGACUGCUCGUUCGCUUAAACUUGCCAUUCUUCUCGUUCCAAUGGCCCUCAUCCUCAUAGCGGCUUCUACGCGAUAUAUCACACAUCCCGCGGCGUUUGAUCUUGUGUCAGCUGAUUCCACGCACGAGUGGGAUGCUUGGUCGCCUUCAUGGUCGAGCUGGAGGCCACACAAAAGACAUCCUCAGGCUGACCUGGGCAUGGACACCUCGGCGAGUCUAUCAACGCCUGGUCCCACGGGCAGCUCUCUUUCUGUCACUUCAUCGAUUCUCGGCGCAGGCACUCCUACAAGCACGGGUGUCCCCGCGGUCCCGAUGAACCCGGUUCUACCUACUCCAUUUCCUCAACCUUUUGAUACCACACUCUCGGCAAACUUUUCUACAGAGGGAUGCUAUAGUUUCUUCCAAAAUAUGACAAACAUCGAGUCUUUUAGAGUCUGUCGGCCGUUUUCGUUACUGCUCCUGUCGUCGACGGCAUUCAUAGAGGCAGAGAACAAUAUUACACAACUAAACAAUGACAUCUGGGGGACUUGUAAUACGGAUUUAUCGCAGUCUCAAUGCGAUCAGAAUAUGGCUUCGUUUGCGUCCACGUUGCAGUCAGUAUGCCAGACGGAUCUUGCUGCUCGUAAUGCCAUGGCUGUGAAUACUUUGAUAGCCCUUAACGCUUACGACCUGAUGCGAACCGUAGCCUGCCAAACUGACCCGACAUCUAAUGCCUACUGCUACAUCGAAGCCGAUGCCGGCUCUGAUCCAUCCGCUUCCUACUUCUAUCAGCUUCCUCUCGGUCAACCGCUACCGAACAUCACUAAUUUAGCAUGCACAGCGUGUACGAAGAGUCUCCUGGCUAGCUACGCAAGUGCUCUCUCCAGCAGUAACUCGACUGGUUUGACUGGAUUGCAGCAGACCUAUGGGGAUGCUGCAAAACAGGCUGUUAGUAUCUGUGGGAGUGGGUACGCCCAGAGUGUCACGCAGAGUACCAGUGUGACUACCUCGUCUGCGUUAGGCCACGGCAUAACGAAGACAGGAAUCUUGUUGGCAGGUUUCUUAGCGACGUGUGCUAAUUUGUAUAUAUCAUUGUGA